Messenger RNA from Aspergillus fischeri NRRL 181, 948 nucleotides. RefSeq lists its product as uncharacterized. Lineage: Eukaryota; Fungi; Ascomycota; Eurotiomycetes; Eurotiales; Aspergillaceae. The record is from RefSeq and is a predicted model, not a curated record. Bases 1 to 948 code for a protein of 315 amino acids. The transcript is spliced from 4 exons.
AUGGUGGAAUCGCCGGACGGCCACAUCUCACGGCCCACGGAUCCCGACAGUCUUGUCCUCGAAGCCUGGGGUCAGGGACUGAUGGUUGGAUCGCUGGUCGUCAUGGCCGCGGUCAUUGUUGCAAACAUGAAAAGACGCAUCUUACUGCAUAAGCUGAUUCUGAUCGAGGCGAGUCAUUCACUUGGGCUGCUCCUCGCCCUUCCACACGGCACAUUCAUCUUCAACAAACCCCCCGUCUACGGGUGGUAUCUCUCAGUGAGCGCUGUCGGGCUCAACAUCUCCUGGAGCCUGCACAAUCUCAUUGCUUGGAUGAAAAGUAAGCCGUUUUAUAGUCGCAAUGUAUCCGUGGCAUACAUCGCUAGUGUGGUCUUGGUACAACCAUACUGGCUGCUAGAGAUCUAUGCCAAUUUUGCAUAUUUCAACAAUAUCAACCGUAUCUUUGAGGUGACGCGGCCAAUGGAACCGUUCUUCCGUGACCCGUGGUGGAUAUUCACAACCUGCUCCCUAUUCUACACAAUCAAACGCGGGUACAGCUUCGGCAUCGUCGAGCUGGUCACCGUCAGCCCGCGAUUCGGCAUCAUGCUGGCUGCCAUGUGUGUCUCGAUUCUGUUCAUCAUCGUCGACACAUGCAGUGUCAUCGGUGUAAUUCGCAGCGCCGCACUGCCCAUCGGUGUCCAACCUUUCUGGAAGCUCUCCUUCAUCUUCAAAUGCCUCUGCAACACCGUCAUCCUCGACGACUUCAGGACAGCCCUCGACCGCAUCCACACAUACCACGAGCAGCGGAGACGCGCGUCUGCGUACCCUGCUCUUCGCGAUAUAAGACCACCGGCGAAUGCUCAUCAGCCGCCCCACAAUGCGAGUUCCGCGUGUGCGCCGACAUUUGAAGAGGCCGAGGAGGUCGAGGACAUUGUUAUUGAGGUUCCGCGUAGGGCGGGAGAUGUUGUUUAA